Messenger RNA from Octopus sinensis (East Asian common octopus), 372 nucleotides. RefSeq lists its product as uncharacterized. The record is from RefSeq and is a predicted model, not a curated record. Lineage: Eukaryota; Metazoa; Mollusca; Cephalopoda; Octopoda; Octopodidae. The coding region runs from base 1 to 372 and encodes 123 amino acids. The transcript has 3 exons.
AUGAUCUUCACGCUGCGACAGUUACAAGAAAAAUGUCGUGAGCAACACCACCCGCUCUAUUUGGCCUUUAUCGACCUAUCCAAAGCCUUUGAUCGUGUCUCGCGUGAACUCCUCUGGGAUAUUCUCGUUCAAAAGGUUAUUGUUGUCAUUAAUGUUGCUGUCGCUGUUGUUGCUGCGAUCCUGCUCGGUGCUGCUGAUGUUGCUCGCAGUGGAAGUGGCGGCGGCGGCGGUGGUGGCGGUAGCCUUGUUGUUUGUGAUGUUGGCGAUGGUGUUGAUCUUUGCACUCUUGUAGCAUCGCUAACGGGAUUUAAAAUCUUACGGUGUCCAAAAUAUCUUCUGAAUAAGUGCAGAGAACAAUUUGCUCCAUUUUGA